This is a messenger RNA of Myotis lucifugus (little brown bat), 4428 nucleotides long. RefSeq names its product peptidylprolyl isomerase like 4 (gene PPIL4). Gene Ontology annotation, cellular component: nucleus. The transcript is spliced from 14 exons. The record is from RefSeq and is a predicted model, not a curated record. Lineage: Eukaryota; Metazoa; Chordata; Mammalia; Chiroptera; Vespertilionidae. The coding region runs from base 305 to 1837 and encodes 510 amino acids. Gene Ontology annotation, molecular function: peptidyl-prolyl cis-trans isomerase activity; RNA binding. Gene Ontology annotation, biological process: protein peptidyl-prolyl isomerization.
CCAGUGAGCCGAACCGGCAAGGGCUCGCCCCGUCCUUGAGACGGACACAAACAGGACACCGAAUCCUCUACAGAGGCCCUUUUGGGACGGGAUUCCGCCCCAGCCCAGGGCGCACCAAGAUUUUUCAAAAAGGGCCGCGCCGGGGGCGGGAUCCACGGGAGGGGCCGCCGCUAGUGCAGCCGGAAGGGGCGGUGUCGCCGAAGGGAUGGCGUCAUAAGGCGUCGCGCCGGGGGUGACGCGAGGCCUGGACGACGCGGACUGCGCCUGUCACCGCGGGGCUGGCUGCGGAGGAGGAGCGGGCUCCAUGGCGGUUCUGCUGGAGACCACCCUGGGCGACGUGGUCAUCGACCUGUACACGGAGGAGCGGCCGCGCGCCUGUUUGAAUUUCCUGAAGUUGUGCAAGAUAAAAUAUUACAAUUAUUGCCUUAUUCACAAUGUACAGAGAGACUUUAUCAUCCAAACUGGUGAUCCUACAGGGACUGGCCGUGGAGGAGAGUCUGUUUUUGGUCAACUGUAUGGUGAUCAAGCAAGGUUUUUUGAUGCAGAAAAAGUACCAAGAAUUAAGCACAAGAAGAAAGGCACUGUGUCCAUGGUGAACAAUGGCAGUGAUCAGCAUGGAUCUCAGUUUCUUAUUACUACAGGAGAUAAUCUAGAUUACCUUGAUGGUGUUCAUACAGUGUUUGGUGAGGUGACAGAAGGCAUGGACAUAAUUAAAAAAAUUAAUGAGACCUUUGUUGACAAGGAUUUUGUACCAUAUCAAGAUAUCAGGAUUAAUCAUACAGUGAUUUUAGAUGAUCCAUUUGAUGACCCUCCGGAUUUAUUAAUUCCUGAUCGCUCACCAGAACCUACUAGGGAACAACUAGAUAGUGGUCGAAUAGGAGCAGAUGAAGAAAUUGAUGAUUUCAAAGGGAGAUCAGCUGAAGAAGUAGAAGAAAUAAAGGCAGAAAAAGAGGCCAAAACUCAAGCUAUUUUAUUAGAAAUGGUGGGAGAUCUACCUGAUGCAGAUAUUAAACCUCCAGAAAAUGUUCUGUUUGUGUGUAAAUUGAAUCCAGUGACCACAGAUGAGGAUUUGGAGAUAAUAUUCUCAAGAUUUGGGCCAAUAAGAAGUUGUGAAGUUAUUCGAGAUUGGAAGACGGGAGAAUCCCUCUGUUAUGCUUUUAUUGAAUUUGAAAAGCAACCAUCAGCUGGAGCUGUAGGAGCCAACCCAGUGAUGUUCAACCUUGAUAGCACAGAAGAAGAUUGUGAGAAAGCAUUCUUCAAAAUGGACAAUGUACUUAUAGAUGACAGAAGAAUACAUGUGGAUUUUAGCCAGUCUGUUGCAAAGGUUAAAUGGAAAGGAAAAGGUGGAAGAUAUACCAAGAGUGAUUUCAAAGAGUAUGAAAAGGAACAGGAUAAAUCAUCUAAUUUGGUUCUGAAAGAUAAAGUAAAGCCCAAACAGGAUGCAAAGUAUGAUCUUAUAUUAGAGGAGCAGUCAGAAGACUCAAAAUCAAGUCACUCACACACAAGUAAAAAACACAAGAAGAAAACCCGUCACUGCUCUGAAGAAAAAGAAGAUGAGAACUACAUGCCAAUCAAAAAUACUAAUCAGGAUAUCUACAGAGAAAUGGGGUUCGGUCACUAUGAAGAAGAAAGCUGUUGGGAGAAACAAAAGAAUGAAAAGAAGGACCGAACUCAAAACCGAAGUCGUAGCCGAUCUCGAGAAAGGGAUGGUCACUACAGUAAUAGCCACAAAUCCAAAUACCAAACAGAUCCCUAUGAAAGAGAAAGGAAUAAAAAGAGAGACCGAAGCAGGAGUCCCAGGAAAUCCAAAGAUAAAGAAAAAUCUAAGUACAGAUGAAACAUGAAGAAUCAGACACGGGUGGCUAAAAUACUUACUCUUGUCUAACUUAGAGUAAUAGAUGUUCAGAUUUUGUCUCAAAACAGUUAAAGACUCCACUUGGUUUUUUCCUGUAUUCUGAGUGUCCCCCUUAUAGAUUAAUACUGAUUGUGUGGGGCACAGAAAGACAAUAAAGAAUUGAACAUUUUCUUUGUAUAUUUUUUUACACUAAUUUUAUUGUUAAACAUAAAUAGUAGUCUUCAUUUUUCAAGUCUUUAAUUUUCCACUUUUUAAAAAUGAAGUAUUUCAUACAUAAAAAACACACACAUGUAUAUAUGAGGAUUAAAAAUAAUUAUCUUUGUACCUAUCAGCUAGCUUAGGAAAUGAAUAUUACCUGCAUUUUGGUAAUAUUGGUAAAGUCCCUCAUGUGCCCUCUCCUUCUCAAGUAAUUAUUAUGAAUUUUGUGUUUGUUAUUCUCUCACUUGUUCUAGUUUUACAAUAUAUGUAUCCCUAGAUGAAAUGUUAAGUUUUGUAUGUUUUUGAAUUUUAUAUAAAUGGCAUAAUGUAUGCUCAUUUCUAUGACUUGCUUUUUUUGACUUAGUACUUUUUGGGAAUCACUCAUUUUUAUUGCCGUAUAGUUCUAUGAAUAGACCGCAGUUUAUCCCUUCUCCCGUGGAUGGAUGUUUGGGUUUGUUGGUUUUGUUUUUGCUAUUGCAAACAAUGCUGCUAUGAACAUUGUAUAUCUAGGAGGGGCACUGCUUGGCCAUGUGGUAUGGAAGUCUUCAUUUUACAAGAUAAUGCAUCUCUUCUGUGGCUGUACCAGUUUAUACCCUACCAGCACUAUGUGAGUUACCAUUUUCUCCAACACUUAAUUCUAGGCUUUUUCAUUUUGCCAAUCUCAUGGAGGUUAAGUGGCAUCUUAUUGUGGUGUCCAGCAAGAGCACUAUUAUUCUUAUUUUUGUUCUUCUAUAUGUAAUGUGUCCUUUUUCUCUGCCUGCUUUGACCUUUUUGAGUUUUAAGCAGUUUGAUUAUGAUGUGCUUGGAGUAGAUUUUUUUCAUGUUUCUUCUGCUGGGGCUAUUUCCUGUGGUUUUAUGGUUUUCAUAAAAUUUGGAACAUUUUUGGCUGUUAUUUCUUCAAUAAUAAUAAUAAUAAUAAUAAUGAUUGUCUUUCCUGUCCUUUCACUGCUUUCCCUCUGGGACUCCAGUUGUAUGUUAGGCCACAUUAAAUUGUUUCACAGUCUGGUGGGUUUUUUUAAAGUCUUUUCUCUUUGUAUGCCAAGUCGGACAUUUUCCAUCAUGUCCUCAAAUUCGUUAAUCUUUUCUCCUGAAGUAUCUAAUGUCUUGUUAAUUCCAUUCAGUAUAUUUUUGACCUUGGACAUUAUAUUUUUAAACAUUUUUUUAUUAAUCCUCACCUGAGGAUAUUUUUUCAUUGAUUUUUUUUUUAAGAGAGUGUGGAAGGGAGGGGGAGAGACAGAGAGAGAGAAACAUUGAUACGAGAGAGAUAUCACAGGUUCAACCAAGGCCAGGGAUCGAGCCUGCAACUGAGGUAUAUGCCCUUGACCGGAAUCAAAGCCGGGACCCUUUAGUCCACAAGCCAAUGCUCUAUCCACUGAGCCAAACCGGCUAGGGCUGACAUAUUUUUAAUCUUUUUAGAAGUUUAUAUCUACCAUGUCUUUCCUUAACAUGCUCGUGCAUUUUUUUUAUCUUUGAAACAUCUGGAGUAUAUUUGUAAUCGGUGUUUUAAUGUUCGUGUGCAUUCUGUCAUCUGUGUCAUUUCUGGUUUGUUUCUGUUGGUUGACUCCCCCCCCCCCCCCAAUAGAUUAUAAUCUCCUUCUCCGCAUGCCUGAUGAUUUUUUAAUUUUACGUUGUUAGGUGCUGGAGUUUUUUAUAUUCCUUUAAAUAUGUUGAGCUUUAUUCUGGGACAUAAUUAAGUUACUUGGAAGCUGUUUGAUCCUUUCAUAGCUUCCUGUUAAGCUUAAUGAGGUAGGACUAGAAAAGCCUUUAGUUAGGGCUAAUUCCAGAUAAGCCUUAGGUAAUAACCUUUCUGUAUAAUCUGCCCUGUGCCUGGUCUGGUUUGAGGUUUCUCCGUUCUGGCUGUUGGGAAUGAAAGCUAUUCUAAGCCCUGUAUGAACUCCCUGAUUGUGUCAAGAACGUCACUUUUAGGUGUUGGUUUGUUUUUAAAUCUAAACUCAAUCAAAGUUCAAGCACUGCAAGUUGUUCUUGUCAGUUUAUUCUGUUAAUCUAGAAGAGUUUCCUACCCAUCCAUCUAUGUCUACCUCCCUUCUUUUUAAUGAUGACUUACGUUUAAAUUUGUUGUUGAAAGUAUUACAGAUGUCCCUUUGACGUUGACUUUUUGAAGAGUUCAGGCCAGUUGUUUUGUAAAAUGUUCCACUUCUGGAAUUGAUGGCAUCAUUAUGGUGUUUCUAACCUCUUUAUUUCCUGUAAACUGGAAGUUAGGACUAGGUGUCUGAUUAGAAUUGGGUUUUGUAUUUUAGGUAGAAAUUUCUAAGUUUAAUGUCAAAUUUAUUCGCUUUUCUCUGUGUGUUUUGGGCCUUUUCUAUUUUGUUUAAGAAAUCUUUAAUAAAGAUAUUCUAUGUUCUAAAAGUUAUAAA